CGGCGCCCGAGGCGGAAGUGCGGCGCGGGGGGCGCCGGGGCCGGGGCCGGGCGGCGGGCACGGCGGGCACGGCGGGCAUGGCGGGCCGCGGCUCCGCGUCCUCGGAGCACCUGGAGCGGCUGCACGAGAUCUUCCGGGGGCUGCACGGAGACCUGCGGGGCGUCCCCGAGCGGCUGCGGGGCAGCGCGGCCGAGGAGAAGAAAAAACUAGUUCGAGAAUUUGAUGAGAAACAACGUGAAGCAAAUGAAACGCUGCGGGAAAUGGAGGAAGAACUGAAGUAUGCUCCUCUGCCCUUCCGCAACCAAAUGAUGAGCAAAAUCCGAGCCUACAGAAGAGACCUCUCCAUGUUCCAGAGAGAGAUGAGAAGCACAGAUUUGGGAUUGGGCCCUGGAAGUCAAGGGGAUAUAAAAUAUGGAAUCUUCUCCACAGAAAAUGAACAGAGUACUAACCUGCAGUCACAGAGGGUGCUGCUUCUCCAGGGAACAGACAGCCUGAACCGCGCCACGCAGAGCAUCGAGCGCUCCCACCGAAUUGCGGCUGAAACGGAUCAGAUCGGCACCGAUAUCAUUGAGGAACUUGGGGAGCAGCGGGAGCAACUGGAACGCACCAAGAGCAGACUGGUGAAUACAAGUGAGAAUUUGAGCAAGAGUCGCAAGAUUCUCCGUUCUAUGUCCAGGAGAAUAACCACUAAUAAGUUGUUGCUGUCAAUUAUCAUCAUCUUGGAACUAGGCAUCCUAGGAGGUUUGGUCUACUACAAGUUCUUUCACAGCAGAUAAAUCUUGAUGACUGAGAUGAACUUUCCCACUGUUGAGGAACUGGAGGGGCUGUCUGUCCAUUCUGUCUUGAGGGAUUGAACUGUCUCAUGAGACAGUGUGUUCAACUAAAACUGUACUGACACAAGAAAGACAGAAUGGGAAUAAAAAGAAAAUGCAGAGACAGUCUUGAACUACUGGUAAGAUGAUAAGAAGGUAAUAAAUAUUUUAUUGUCUCAAUUUA
Molecule: messenger RNA, 996 nt
Organism: Apus apus (common swift)
Lineage: Eukaryota; Metazoa; Chordata; Aves; Apodiformes; Apodidae
Gene: VTI1B
Product: vesicle transport through interaction with t-SNAREs 1B
Exons: 6
Coding region: 78-776 (232 amino acids)
Biological process (GO): intra-Golgi vesicle-mediated transport; retrograde transport, endosome to Golgi; vesicle fusion with Golgi apparatus
Cellular component (GO): ER to Golgi transport vesicle membrane; endoplasmic reticulum membrane; SNARE complex
Molecular function (GO): SNAP receptor activity; SNARE binding
Source: RefSeq, a predicted model, not a curated record